This is a messenger RNA of Cervus elaphus (red deer), 4370 nucleotides long. It is a transcript of the gene NRDC, whose product is annotated as nardilysin convertase. Bases 161 to 3853 code for a protein of 1230 amino acids. The transcript is spliced from 33 exons. The record is from RefSeq and is a predicted model, not a curated record. Gene Ontology annotation, biological process: proteolysis. Gene Ontology annotation, molecular function: metalloendopeptidase activity; metal ion binding. Lineage: Eukaryota; Metazoa; Chordata; Mammalia; Artiodactyla; Cervidae.
UUGGGGGAGGGGUUCAGGCCUGUCCACCUCAGCGGCUGCGGCAGCAACAGCGCCGGCCGCCACCGCCUCUGGAACGCGGAGGAGGAGGAGCGGCUGGAGGAGUAGGAGGAGGAGGUGGACCCUAGGGUACGGCAUGCCCAGCGUUCCGGCUUGGUAGUGAAUGCUGAGGAGAGUUGCGGUUGCUGCAGUCUGUGCCACCGGGAGGAAGUUGUGUGAGGCCGGGCGGGAGCUCGCGGCGCUUUGGAGAAUAGAAGCGCGGGGUCGGUGUGAAGACUCGGCGGCUGCUAGACGCUUUCCUACACUGACCAUGCCUGGAAGGAACAAGGCGAAGUCCACCUGCAGCUGCCCUGACCUGCAGCCCAAUGGACAAGACUUGGGCGAGAGCGGCCGGGUUGCCCGUCUCGGAGCCGAUGAAUCUGAGGAGGAGGGACGGAGGGGGCCUGUCAGUAAUGCCGGAGACCCUGAGAUCAUUAAGUCUCCCAGCGACCCCAAGCAAUACCGGUACAUCAAAUUACGAAAUGGCUUGCAGGCACUUUUGAUUUCAGACCUAAGUAAUAUGGAAGGUAAAAUGGGUGAUGCAACAGAUGAUGAAGAGGAAGAUGAGGAGGAAGAAGAGGAAGAAGAUGAUGAUGAUGAUGAUGACGACGAUGAUGAUGAAGAUUCUGGAGCAGAAAUAGAAGAUGAUGAUGAAGAAGGUUUUGAUGAUGAAGAUGAGUUUGAUGAUGAUGAUGAUGAACAUGAUGAUGAUCUCGACGCUGAGGAUAAUGAGUUGGAAGAAUUAGAAGAGAGGGCAGAAGCUAGAAAGAAAACCACUGAAAAACAGCAAUUGCAGAGCCUGUUUUUGCUGUGGUCAAAGCUGACUGAUAAACUGUGGUUUAAGUCAACUUAUACAAAAAUGUCUUCAACCCUGCUGUUCAAGACAAGAAAUCUUAAUGGGGUAGUUGGAGCUGAAAGCAGGUCUGCACCUGUUCAGCAUUUUGCAGGAUGGCAAGAGGAGGAGCAGCAGGGUGAAACUGACACAGUUCUGUCUGCAGCGGCUCUUUGUGUUGGAGUUGGGAGUUUUGCUGAUCCAGAUGACCUGCCCGGGCUGGCACACUUUUUGGAACACAUGGUAUUCAUGGGUAGCUUGAAAUAUCCAGAUGAGAAUGGAUUUGAUGCCUUCCUGAAGAAACAUGGGGGCAGUGAUAAUGCUUCAACUGAUUGUGAACGCACAGUCUUUCAGUUUGAUGUCCAGAGGAAGUCCUUCAAAGAAGCCCUGGAUAGAUGGGCCCAGUUUUUCAUUCAUCCGCUAAUGAUCAGAGAUGCAAUUGACCGAGAAGUUGAAGCUGUUGAUAGUGAAUAUCAGCUUGCAAGACCCUCUGACGCAAACAGAAAGGAAAUGUUGUUUGGAAGCCUUGCUAGACCUGGACAUCCUAUGGGGAAAUUUUUUUGGGGAAAUGCUGAAACUCUCAAACAUGAGCCCAAAAGAAACAAUACUGAUACACAUGCUAGAUUGAGAGAAUUCUGGAUUCGUUACUAUUCUGCUCAUUACAUGACUUUAGUGGUUCAGUCCAAAGAAACUCUGGAUACUUUGGAAAAGUGGGUGACUGAAAUCUUCUCUCAGAUACCAAACAAUGGGUUACCCAAACCAAACUUUGGCCAUUUAACGGAUCCAUUUGACACACCAGCAUUUAACAAACUUUAUAGAGUUGUUCCAAUUAGAAAAAUCCAUGCUCUGACCAUCACGUGGGCACUUCCCCCUCAACAGCAGCAUUACAGGGUGAAACCGCUUCAUUAUAUCUCUUGGCUGGUUGGACAUGAAGGCAAAGGCAGCAUUCUUUCUUACCUUAGAAAAAAGUGCUGGGCUCUUGCACUCUUUGGUGGAAAUGGUGAGACAGGAUUCGAGCAAAAUUCUACUUACUCGGUGUUCAGCAUUUCUAUUACAUUGACUGAUGAGGGUUAUGAACAUUUCUAUGAGGUUGCUCAUACUGUCUUCCAGUAUUUAAAAAUGCUGCAAAAGCUUGGCCCAGAGAAAAGAAUUUUUGAAGAGAUUCAGAAAAUUGAAGAUAAUGAAUUUCAUUACCAAGAACAGACAGAUCCAGUUGAGUAUGUGGAAAACAUGUGUGAAAACAUGCAGCUGUACCCACUACAGGACUUUCUCACUGGAGAUCAGCUUCUUUUUGAAUACAAGCCAGAAGUCAUUGCUGAAGCCCUUAAUCAGCUAGUUCCUCAAAAGGCAAAUCUUGUUCUACUGUCUGGUGCUAAUGAGGGAAAAUGUGACCUCAAGGAGAAAUGGUUUGGGACUCAGUAUAGUAUGGAAGAUAUUGAAAACUCUUGGGCUGAACUAUGGAAGAGUGAUUUUGAAUUGAAUCCAGAUCUUCAUCUUCCAGCUGAAAACAAGUACAUAGCCACGGAUUUCAUGUUGAAGGCUUUUGAUUGUCCAGAGACAGAAUACCCUGUUAAAAUUGUGAAUACUCCACAAGGUUGCCUGUGGUAUAAGAAAGACAACAAAUUCAAAAUCCCCAAAGCAUAUAUACGUUUCCAUCUGAUCUCACCUUUGAUACAGAAGUCUGCAGCAAAUGUGGUCCUCUUUGAUAUCUUUGUCAAUAUCCUUACCCAUAACCUUGCGGAACCAGCUUAUGAAGCAGAUGUGGCACAGCUGGAGUAUAAGCUGGUCGCUGGAGAACAUGGUUUAAUUAUUCGAGUGAAGGGAUUCAACCACAAACUACCUCUACUGUUUCAGCUUAUUAUUGACUACUUAGCGGAGUUCAGUUCCACACCAGCUGUGUUUACAAUGAUAACUGAGCAAUUGAAGAAGACCUACUUUAACAUCCUCAUCAAGCCUGAAACUCUGGCCAAAGACGUUCGGCUUUUAAUCCUGGAGUAUUCCCGUUGGUCUAUGAUUGAUAAGUAUCGCGCUUUGAUGGAUGGCCUAUCCCUUGAGUCUCUGCUGAGCUUCGUCAGAGAAUUCAAAGCCCAGCUCUUUGUUGAGGGCCUGGUACAAGGAAAUGUCACCAGCACAGAAUCUACAGAUUUCCUGAAAUAUGUUGUUGACAAGUUGAGCUUCAUGCCUCUGGAGCAGGAGAUGCCUGUGCAGUUCCAGGUGGUGGAGCUACCCAGUGGCCACCACCUGUGCAAAGUGAGAGCUCUGAACAGGGGUGAUGCCAACUCUGAAGUCACUGUAUAUUACCAGUCAGGUGCCAGGAGUCUGAAAGAAUACACUCUUAUGGAGCUGCUUGUGAUGCAUAUGGAAGAGCCUUGUUUUGACUUCCUUCGAACCAAGCAGACCCUUGGGUACCAUGUCUACCCUACCUGUAGGAACACGUCUGGGAUUCUAGGCUUCUCUGUCACCGUGGGGACUCAGGCAACCAAAUACAACUCUGAAGUUGUUGAUAAGAAGAUAGAAGAGUUUCUUUCAAGUUUUGAGGAGAAGAUCGAGAACCUCACUGAGGAUGCAUUCAACACCCAGGUCACAGCUCUGAUCAAGCUGAAGGAGUGCGAGGACACCUACCUUGGGGAGGAGGUGGACAGGAACUGGAACGAAGUGGUGACCCGGCAGUAUCUCUUUGACCGCCUUGCCCAUGAGAUUGAAGCACUGAAGUCAUUCUCAAAAUCAGACCUAGUCAACUGGUUCAAGGCCCACAGAGGACCAGGAAGUAAAAUGCUCAGUGUUCAUGUUGUUGGAUUUGGGAAGUACGAGCUGGAAGAGGAUGGUACCCCUUCUGGUGAGGAUUCAAACUCUUCUUGUGACGUGAUGCAGCUAACUUACCUGCCAGCUUCUCCUCUGCUGGUAGACUGUACCAUCCCCAUUAUUGAUAUCAGGGGUUUCACAUCAAGACUUAACCUUCUCCCCUACCAUAAAAUAGUCAAAUAAACUGCAGUCUCGUUGGCCUGAAGCACUGUGCAUUUAAGUGUUUGAAUUUUAUGAAGUUACACUACUACUGCCUUAGGGCUUCCAUUGAAUUUUUGCACUGGCAUCAUAGAAUUUGAUUUACUACCCUCCCCUUCCGUUGUGACUAACAGACCAAGGGUUACUAUAGCAGCUGCAGAGAUAAAUGAGCAGGGUGGGCCAAGUGUAACCAAAAAGCUUGCGGGAGCAGUCUUGAGAUGCCCUGGCCUGUCCUGGUCUUCUCAGAUUGAGAAUCCAGUUCUGUAUGACUGCCUUGAGAAGCCCUAUGUAACUAGUGUCUUCUUAGUACCUAAAUGCCAGGUGCUAAUACCUGUGUUGUUGUUUUUAAUGUAUUUAAAAAUAAAGAUUAAUUCUGUAUUGCCCUUCAGAAUGAGCCAUUUGCUGCUGUGACAUUCCUUUUAUUAUAUUUUAUUUCAAUGUGGGGUGGAGAUCUAAAAAUAAACGUUCUUCCCAAAUUCUCUAAGGCAAUAAAAUAUUUUUG